Messenger RNA from Linepithema humile (Argentine ant), 1855 nucleotides. It is a transcript of the gene Sirt2, whose product is annotated as Sirtuin 2. Gene Ontology annotation, molecular function: histone deacetylase activity, NAD-dependent; NAD+ binding. NCBI's taxonomy places the organism in Eukaryota, Metazoa, Arthropoda, Insecta, Hymenoptera, Formicidae. Gene Ontology annotation, cellular component: nucleus. The record is from RefSeq and is a predicted model, not a curated record.
CCAGUUGCGAAGAAUGGCAACUUCUAAUUGAAAAGUGCUAUUUCUGGUUAUGGGGCAUUGUAGAAUGGCCCUAACUACUGCGUAGUGUUAUGAAAAACACCCAAAAGUGACUCGUUGAAAUAUACGGGAGUUGCGUAUUGUUUUGCAUACACUACACCAUGACAAAAUAAGAAUCCUCUUAAAAAUGUAAAUCGCAACACUCGAAGAGGGAAAAUAAUCGUGGCAUCACGAAUAAAUUUAUUUUGUCGCGUAAGCUUUCUAUCAAAAUUAUACGCGUUAUCUCUCAUCCAUCGAGUGAACAUAUCGUUGAUACAUACAUGCAAAUCGUAUUUUACAAAACCGUAUAUUAAUCGUACUAUUGCAUUGAGUUGCAAUAUGGACAAGGAAAUUAAGGAAGAUCGAAGAGAUAAGAAUCCAGAUGAAGAAAAGCCACACAUUUCUCCUAAAUCAUCUGAGACAGAGGAUUAUUCAGAGAUGGAAAGAUUAGGUAGAUAUUUAGCUCAAAAGUUGAGACUUAUCGAUUUCUCAGGGAAUGAUCAGAGAGAUGAAUCGCAAAGAAUUUUGCGUGAACUCAGUUUAGAUGGAAUUGUCGAAUAUAUUAAAGAAAAUACAAAUUGCAAAAUUAUUACUAUGGCAGGCGCUGGCAUUUCUACCUCUGCUGGAAUACCAGACUUUCGGUCUCCAUCUAGUGGACUUUAUCAUAAAUUAGAGAAAUAUAAUUUACCCCAUCCACAGGCUAUUUUUGAAUUAGAUUUUUUUAUGAAGAAUCCUGAACCAUUCUUUACACUUGCAAGGGAUUUGAUGCCAGAAGGUUUCAAACCGACGACGUGUCAUUAUUUUAUUCGUUUGUUAUGGGAGAAAGGUCUAUUAUUACGACAUUAUACGCAAAAUAUCGAUACUUUGGAACGUAUAGCUGGACUUCCUUCUGACAAACUAGUGGAAGCUCAUGGAACAUUUCACACUGGUCGUUGUCUUAAAUGUCGAGCGCCAUAUACACUUUCAUGGAUGAAAGAAAAAAUAAUGGGAGGCAUAAUACCGAAAUGUGAAGAAUGUAAUGAAGGUAUCGUAAAACCUGACAUAAUCUUUUUCGGUGAAAUGUUACCCGAACGAUUUCAAGUACUUGCCGAUCGAGAUUUCGUUCAAGCUGAUCUUUUAAUUAUCAUGGGAUCCAGUUUGGUGGUGCAACCUUUUGCAUCACUAAUAGACAGAGUGCGAACUACUUGCCCACGCCUACUUAUCAACAAUGAAAAAGUAGGUAUGCAAGAUCGUCUAUCGCGCUUCUUAGGACUACGACAAGGUCUGGUGUUUGACUCUAGGAAUACUCACGGUGGACGCGAUGUAGCUUGGUUAGGUGAUUGCGAUGCAGGUUGUCAGUUGCUAGCGGACAAACUUGGCUGGAGGGAUGAUUUGCAAGCUCUUAUACAAAGAGAGCACGAAAGUUUGAAUUCAGGAAACAGAAGUGACAAUUGAUCGACUGAUAAAAUGUUACAAUGAUAAUGGAUAAGUGGAAUUUCUUUUUGAGGGAAAAAAAUCGUCGUUUUAUCGAUAUUUUAUGUUGAUUCAAGAAGCUGGGAAGUUGAAGUUUUAUUCAAGGUAGGUGUGUGACAAAAAUACUGUUAGAAUACUAAAAUGAUAUCUAACGUGCAGUUGAAUGUAUUCAUUUGUUGAUAUAUUUGAUUGUUUCUUCAAAGCUGAAAGUUAGAUAAUACAAAUGUUAAUGUAUAGAAUACCAUUAGAAAUUAUACUAUUAGAGAGAGUGAGAGAGAAAGGGGAAAUUAUACUAUUGUGCAGACGUUAAUUAUCAGACAUUAUUUGAUUUCUGAUCCGAAUAAAAAAUCCAAAUAUGAAAAUAUGA